GUUGGUGUUGGCUUUAGAGUGUACCGACUGUGCUGAAUCGUCAGAACCGUGUCAUUAAACUUGUGUCUGAUCUAGACAAGAGAAGUUAAACAUUGUAUUCACGCCAUUCCUUAUAAUAUUUUAUUCUAUUGAGUAUUAAAGAACUACGAUGGGUGAUCAAAAAAGUGAUGAUCUGGCAACUGCAAUUUUGCGUAAGAAGGAUAAGCCUAAUAGGCUACUGGUCGAAGAAGCAGUAAGCGAUGAUAAUUCAGUGGUCGCUCUAUCUGAAGCUAAAAUGUGUGAACUUCAAUUGUUUCGCGGUGACACGGUAUUACUCAAAGGAAAACGACGCAAGGAAACAGUUUGCAUCGUAUUAUCUGAUGAAACUUGUCCUAAUGAAAAAAUCCGCAUGAACAGAGUUGUAAGAAAUAAUUUACGUGUUCGUUUGAGCGAUGUUGUAUCAAUACAACCUUGCCCAAGUGUCAAAUACGGAAAAAGAAUUCAUGUUUUGCCUAUGGAUGAUACCGUCGAAGGAUUGACUGGAAAUUUGUUUGAAGUUUACUUGAAACCGUACUUCUUGGAAGCAUAUCGUCCAGUUUACAAGGAUGAUAACUUUAUCGUUCGAGGAGGAAUGCGUGCUGUUGAAUUCAAAGUUGUUGAGACUGAUCCUAGUCCCUAUUGCAUAGUUGCUCCUGAUACUGUUAUUCACUGUGAGGGAGAUCCAAUUAAGCGAGAAGAAGAAGAAGAAGCAUUAAAUGCAGUUGGAUAUGAUGAUAUUGGUGGUGUACGCAAGCAGCUUGCUCAAAUAAAAGAAAUGGUUGAGCUACCGUUGCGUCAUCCUUCAUUGUUUAAAGCUAUUGGAGUAAAACCACCGCGUGGUAUUUUAUUGUAUGGUCCACCUGGUACUGGAAAGACUCUCAUCGCUCGUGCAGUAGCUAAUGAAACUGGAGCAUUCUUUUUCCUUAUUAAUGGUCCCGAAAUUAUGAGUAAACUUGCUGGAGAAUCUGAGAGUAACCUACGUAAAGCAUUCGAAGAAGCAGAAAAAAACUCACCAGCUAUCAUUUUCAUCGAUGAAUUGGAUGCUAUCGCACCAAAACGUGAAAAAACUCAUGGAGAAGUUGAAAGACGAAUUGUUUCACAAUUGCUAACGUUGAUGGAUGGUAUGAAACAGAGUUCUCAUGUAAUUGUUAUGGCUGCGACUAACAGACCAAAUAGUAUUGAUGGAGCUUUACGUCGUUUUGGUCGUUUCGACAGAGAAAUUGAUAUUGGUAUUCCUGACGCUACUGGACGUUUAGAAAUUUUGCGUAUCCAUACUAAAAAUAUGAGACUUGCUGACGAUGUUGAAUUGGAACAAAUCGCUGCUGAGACCCAUGGACAUGUUGGUGCCGAUUUGGCUUCAUUGUGUUCUGAAGCAGCAUUGCAACAAAUUCGUGAAAAAAUGGAUUUGAUUGACUUGGAAGAUGACCAGAUUGACGCUGAGGUUCUGGCGUCACUUGCUGUGACAAUGGAUAACUUCAAAUACGCAAUGACUAAGAGUAGUCCAAGUGCUUUACGUGAAACAAUUGUUGAAGUACCUACUGUUACAUGGGAUGAUGUCGGAGGACUCCAAAAUGUUAAGAAAGAAUUGCAAGAACUUGUUCAAUAUCCUGUUGAACAUCCUGAUAAAUUUUUGAAAUUUGGUAUGCAACCAUCAAGAGGUGUUUUGUUCUAUGGUCCACCUGGAUGUGGUAAAACUUUAUUAGCUAAAGCGAUUGCAAACGAAUGCCAAGCUAACUUCAUUUCUGUCAAGGGACCAGAAUUGUUAACUAUGUGGUUCGGUGAAUCUGAAGCCAAUGUAAGAGAUGUUUUCGAUAAAGCCAGAUCAGCUGCACCAUGUGUUCUGUUUUUCGAUGAAUUAGAUUCAAUUGCUAAAUCCCGUGGUGGUUCGGUCGGUGAUGGAGGCGGUUCUGCUGAUCGUGUUAUUAAUCAAAUUUUAACUGAAAUGGAUGGUAUGGGCGCUAAGAAAAAUGUAUUUAUUAUUGGUGCUACAAAUCGUCCAGACAUCAUUGAUCCUGCUAUUCUUCGUCCGGGACGUCUCGAUCAACUGAUUUAUAUUCCGCUGCCAGACGAGAAAUCACGAGAAGCAAUCUUCAGAGCUAAUCUACGAAAGUCUCCUGUAGCUAAGGAUGUUGAUUUAACAUACAUUGCUAAAGUAACCCACGGUUUUUCUGGCGCUGAUUUGACUGAAAUCUGUCAACGUGCAUGCAAAUUAGCUAUUAGGCAGUGCAUUGAAGCUGAUGUACGUAGAGAAAGAGAACGAAUGAAUAACCCUUCAGUUUCGAUGGAUAUGGAUGAAGAUGAUCCAGUACCAGAAAUAACACGAGCUCAUUUUGAAGAAGCGAUGAGGUUCGCUCGUCGUUCAGUAUCUGACAACGAUAUUCGUAAAUACGAAAUGUUUGCACAAACAUUACAACAAUCACGAGGUUUUGGGACUAACUUUAGAUUCCCUCAGAAUGCUGCGGGAGGUACUCAAGAUACCACUCAAGGAGAUCAAACUUUCCAAGAUGAUGGUGAUGAUGAUCUUUAUAGUUAAGUCCUUGUAUCUUUAUAUUUCAUUACAGUGAGUGCACUACGAAAGGGCCUGUCUAAGUGAUUCUUUUUUAUGUAAUCAUUUCAAAAAAAAAUUUUAAUAAUUGAAAUAAAUAUAAAUAAAAUAAUUGAUCAUCCUUUUA
Cotesia glomerata is the source of this 2690-nucleotide messenger RNA. It is a transcript of the gene TER94, whose product is annotated as transitional endoplasmic reticulum ATPase TER94. Lineage: Eukaryota; Metazoa; Arthropoda; Insecta; Hymenoptera; Braconidae. The record is from RefSeq and is a predicted model, not a curated record. Gene Ontology annotation, cellular component: VCP-NPL4-UFD1 AAA ATPase complex; nucleus; cytosol. Gene Ontology annotation, molecular function: polyubiquitin modification-dependent protein binding; ATP hydrolysis activity; ATP binding. The transcript has 8 exons. The coding region runs from base 149 to 2551 and encodes 800 amino acids. Gene Ontology annotation, biological process: mitotic spindle disassembly; autophagosome maturation; retrograde protein transport, ER to cytosol.